UGGAUGGUCCCUCUUUCCUUUAAAAAUAAGAAAAGAGAACAAAGAAUCCACUUUAAAGAGUGGUAAUAAUGUAUUAUUUUUUUCUUUUUCUUUUUUCCCCUUCUUCCUGUCACAAUGACCAUUUCAACGGGAUUAGCUAAUUUAAUAUGCAUUGGCUUUACUGUUAUAUACAUUAUUGGAUUUUACAUGUUCAAAAUACCUGGAUCACGUAACCAUCCACCAGUGAUUCGAGCAAGAAUGAAAGCUGUGACAGUAGCAUCACUUGUUUCAGUUGCUAUUGUUCGGUACCUGACAACAGCCAACCUAUUGACUGUCCUCGGUCUUACAUUUAACAUUCAAGCUCUUAUCAAGCCUCUCUUGUUGACCUCUUUGCUCUUUCUAGGUCCCAUCUCUAUACGUUACUUUGAUGAUGAACUUCCAUUUCAAAAAAAUUUUGAUUUCCAUCGAGAUGUCAUCUUGACUCUUACAGAACCCUUGGGACAGCGAAAUUAUUAUGUGGCACCUUUCACAGAAGAAUUAGUAUUCAGAGCAUGCAUGAUUGUUGUACUCUAUCAAGCUAAUUAUUCAAAGGGUUAUUUGAUCUUUAUGUCUCCUUUAUAUUUUGGUUUAGCUCAUUUGCAUCAUGCUUGGGAAAAUUAUUAUGUAUUGGGUGGAACAAGACAAGCGAUGAUUCAAUCGAUAUCAGCUUCCUUAUUUCAAUUUGCAUAUACUACUGUCUUUGGCUGGUAUGUGAGCUAUCUGUUCUUGAAGACAGGUAGCCUUUGGUCAUGUGUAAUCUGCCACUCAUUCUGCAAUAUCAUGGGCUUUCCUGAUUUCAGCUGUAUCAAGUAUAGACGUAAACGAGAGAUACAAUGUAAGUUAAAAGCGUUUUUUAUAUAUAAGAGAGAGAUGUGUAAUGGUAUAUUUGUUGCUCUUGUUGAAAUGCAGUUAUAUAUGCUUGUUUUCCGAUAGGUGUUUUCUUAUUUAUAAUGUUAUUUCAACUAUUAACACAAACAGGUGAUUCAAUCUAUUGGACAUAACACUAUUAUAUUAUUUCUUAUCACUGGGUUUUUUGUCUUCCAACACAUUCUCGAUCAACCUCUUUGUACAAUCUCGAACUAGAUAAAAUGCAUCUCCUCUUUCUAAUCGAGUCCAAAACUUGUGAAAGAACGCUUGCUGUGUACCAUUAUUCCAUGAAUCAAUAUAUCUCUGUGAUAGAUGUUGUAAUGGUCCAAAUGCUUUAUGGAUGACCCUAGAAACUUGACAAGGGUU
This is a messenger RNA of Rhizopus microsporus ATCC 52813, 1251 nucleotides long. Its product is annotated as Abi-domain-containing protein. The record is from RefSeq and is a predicted model, not a curated record. Gene Ontology annotation, biological process: CAAX-box protein processing. The transcript has 3 exons. Bases 115 to 951 code for a protein of 278 amino acids. Gene Ontology annotation, cellular component: endoplasmic reticulum membrane. Gene Ontology annotation, molecular function: metalloendopeptidase activity. NCBI's taxonomy places the organism in Eukaryota, Fungi, Mucoromycota, Mucoromycetes, Mucorales, Rhizopodaceae.